This is a messenger RNA of Acanthamoeba castellanii str. Neff, 780 nucleotides long. RefSeq lists its product as uncharacterized. The coding region runs from base 1 to 780 and encodes 259 amino acids. NCBI's taxonomy places the organism in Eukaryota, Discosea, Longamoebia, Acanthamoebidae. The transcript is spliced from 2 exons. Gene Ontology annotation, biological process: signal transduction. The record is from RefSeq and is a predicted model, not a curated record. Gene Ontology annotation, cellular component: cytoplasm.
AUGGCGUCCCGCGAAGAGAACGUUUACAUGGCCAAGCUCGCUGAGCAGGCCGAGAGGUACGACGAGAUGGUGCAGGCCAUGAAGAACGUCGCCACCCUCAACGUCGAGCUGACCGUCGAGGAGAGGAACCUCCUGUCGGUGGCCUACAAGAACGUCAUCGGCGCCCGCCGCGCCUCGUGGCGCAUCGUCUCCUCCAUCGAGCAGAAGGAGGAGAGCAAGGGCAACGAGACCCAGGUCAAGCGGAUAAGGGACUACCGCACGCUCAUUGAGAACGAGCUCGGCGGUAUCUGCAAGGACAUCCUCUCCGUCCUCGAUGACCACCUCAUCCCCUCGUCCUCCAACGGCGAGUCCAAGGUCUUCUACUACAAGAUGAAGGGAGACUACCACAGGUACCUCGCCGAGUUCGCCCAGGGCGACCACCGCAAGGGAGCCGCCGACCUGUCGCUCGGUGCCUACAAGGCCGCCACCGACAUCGCCGUGACCGAGCUUCCCCCGACCCACCCCAUCCGACUGGGCCUGGCGCUCAACUUCUCGGUGUUCAACUACGAGAUCCUCAACGCCCCCGACAAGGCCUGCCAGCUGGCCAAGCAGGCGUUCGAUGAUGCCAUCGCCGAGCUCGACACCCUCUCGGAGGACUCCUACAAGGACUCGACCCUCAUCAUGCAGCUCCUCAGGGACAACCUCACCCUCUGGACCUCGGACAUGCAGGGCGACGGUGACGGUGAUGCCGCCGACGAGCCUGAGGACAAGGCCGACGCCAACAAGGAGGAGGAUGCUUAA